CCACAGAACUGUGAGGCAGUAUUAAACAUAUUCUCAUACACUUAGUUAUUUUUAAAAUCCAGCUCAAAUAGAAAAGCUAAUAUAAGAACACUACAACCUAGACACUUCUUCCAGGACUCCUAAAGGAUGAACAGACUGUUUCUCUCUUCAGACAUCUGUAACCAAAAGAAGAAAUCCCACAGUCUGAGAGGGGUUUGUGAUGCCCCUUCCAGCUCUCAUGAUACAGCUGUUUUCCCAACUUCACAAAGUCUCUCCUGCCCAGCAGAGCCUUGUGAGGGAAUAAAUAAAUAAGUCAGGAGUUAGGACCCAGGGAUACUUAGAGGACGUGACAGCUGCCUGGAAAUCAAUGAAAUGUGCUUUAAGAUGCAUCAGACUGAUGGGAGAUACAGUUUGAAUUCCUCUUACCCAUCUGUUCAGGUACAAGUGUUCCUCUUUUAACUAGGAAUGAUUGUACUCUCUAUUCAAAAUCCUUUCUAGGAAGGGGAUUUAUGAUUUGGGAAAAGGAAAAAGAUUACCUUCCAAAAACUGGAAGAUAUCAUGGUGUUACCAGAUUUUUUUACGGUACUCCUCAUCCUGGCUAUGAACCCCUCAGCUUCGCUGGGGUUCAGUUCAAUAGCAGAAACUGAAGAUGCCCUACUGAGGAACUUAUUCCAAGGGUACCAGAAAUGGGUUCGCCCUGUAUUGAAUGCCAAUGAUACCAUAAAAGUGUAUUUUGGGUUAAAAAUAUCUCAGCUCGUAGAUGUGGAUGAAAAGAAUCAGCUGAUGACAACAAAUGUAUGGCUUAAACAGGAAUGGAUAGAUCAUAAGUUACGCUGGAACCCUGAUGAAUAUGGUGGAAUCAGCUCCAUUAAAGUUCCAUCUGAAUCUCUUUGGCUUCCUGAUAUAGUUCUUUUUGAAAAUGCUGAUGGACGCUUUGAAGGUUCUCUAAUGACCAAGGUCAUAAUAAGACACAAUGGAACCAUUGUUUGGACUCCUCCAUCCAGUUACAAAAGCUCAUGCACAAUGGAUGUGACAUUUUUCCCAUUUGACCGACAGAAUUGUUCAAUGAAGUUUGGUUCCUGGACUUAUGAUGGUACUAUGGUUGACCUUAUUUUAAUUGAUGAAAACGUUGAUAGGAAUGACUUUUUUGAUAAUGGAGAAUGGGAAAUACUCUAUGCCAAAGGCAUGAAAGGAAACAGAAGGGAGGGUUUGUAUUCUUACCCAUACAUUACAUAUUCUUUUGUUCUGAGACGCCUGCCUCUAUUUUAUACCCUUUUUCUCAUCAUCCCUUGUCUUGGAUUGUCUUUUCUGACUGUCCUUGUCUUUUAUUUGCCUUCUGAUGAAGGAGAAAAACUCUCGCUCUCCACAUCAGUUCUAGUUUCUCUGACUGUUUUUCUCCUAGUGAUUGAAGAAAUCAUUCCAUCGUCUUCAAAGGUCAUCCCUCUGAUUGGAGAAUAUCUACUAUUCAUCAUGAUUUUUGUCACCCUGUCCAUCAUUGUCACAGUCUUUGUUAUCAAUGUUCACCACCGCUCUUCUUCCACUUACCAUCCUAUGGCCCCUUGGGUAAAAAGAUUGUUUCUCCAAAAACUACCAAAACUUCUCUGCAUGAAGGGCCCUAUUGAUCGCUACCCAUUCCCAGAUCUAGUAGAAAGCCAGCCAGAAGCUAAAGCAAAAAUGCCCACAAAGAAGAAGCAGAAGCAAAUGAAAGAUGGAGAAAAAGUAUUGGUUGCCUUUUUGGAAAAAGCUGCUGAGUCCAUUAGGUACAUCUCUAGGCAUGUGAAAAAAGAGCAUUUCAUCAAUGAGGUUGUCCAAGACUGGAAGUUUGUGGCUCAAGUCCUUGAUCGUAUCUUUCUUUGGCUAUUUCUCCUAGUAUCAAUAACAGGAUCUGUUCUGAUAUUCACUCCAGCUCUGCAAAUGUGGCUAAACAGUUAUCAUUAGAAAUCAUUUUCCGUGAUAGUUUCAAUAAUGCAUAAGGAUAGAGCUAUCUCUUAGAAUCAAUAUUUAAUUAGCAUAUAUUCAGCAGCAUAAUGAGAAUACUUAUAAAAAUGACCCUGAUCCUAAGCUAAGAUUAAAUUCUUGCCCAGAAGAGAAGCUUCCCAAAUUUGGGCUUACCAAUAAAUGAUUUCAUAUUCUUGGAUCCCCAUUAGACUGAAGUAGGCACAAAAAGGAGGAAACUUCCUCAGGCACCCAGGGAAAGCUAAAACUAAGAUUGAGUGACCAGAACUUUGAUCAAGAAUAGCAAAACUUAGAAGGAACACUAAUAAUACUUUUAGUUUUUCAAUAGCAUAAAAA
This is a messenger RNA of Sarcophilus harrisii (Tasmanian devil), 2271 nucleotides long. It is a transcript of the gene CHRNB3, whose product is annotated as cholinergic receptor nicotinic beta 3 subunit. Gene Ontology annotation, molecular function: acetylcholine-gated monoatomic cation-selective channel activity; transmembrane signaling receptor activity. The record is from RefSeq and is a predicted model, not a curated record. Lineage: Eukaryota; Metazoa; Chordata; Mammalia; Dasyuromorphia; Dasyuridae. The transcript has 6 exons. Bases 538 to 1917 code for a protein of 459 amino acids. Gene Ontology annotation, biological process: regulation of membrane potential; nervous system process; monoatomic ion transmembrane transport. Gene Ontology annotation, cellular component: neuron projection; synapse; postsynaptic membrane.